Molecule: messenger RNA, 480 nt
Organism: Spirodela intermedia
Lineage: Eukaryota; Viridiplantae; Streptophyta; Magnoliopsida; Alismatales; Araceae
Source: the annotation of a GenBank genome assembly
AUGGAGGCGGAGGGGAAUCCCAAACGACCCAGAGAGGAUGCGGAAGGAGAGGAGACAGGAGUAGACGAGCGCCACCGGCCGCAGAAGAAGCCCUCUUACCAGCGCCUACUCUCCCUGCUCCUCGAGGAGGCCGUCGACGGCGAAGGCGGCGAGGGGGAACUCUCCUCCCUCAUCUCCGCCCUCCAGCAUGAGCUCAGCCCGUCCCUCGACGCCCCAUCGGACGCCGGAGAAGAGGACGUGGAGGGAAUCAUGCGGCGGCUGGCCGAGGCCUCCGACGACGAGCUCGGCAUCCCACCGAGCGCCAGCUUCCGAGGGGCGGCGGCGGAGGAGCAACCAGUGUACGCCUCCGAGGAGUACGCCGGCGAAGGCGGUGUCGGAGACUUCUGCGUGUCGGUGGAUGACGCCGCCGCCGACCGCUACUGCGACGACCGUGGGUUUCAGCAGUCGGACCUCUUAGUAUGGCUUCAUCAAAUAGGGUAA